Messenger RNA from Didymodactylos carnosus, 1395 nucleotides. NCBI's taxonomy places the organism in Eukaryota, Metazoa, Rotifera, Eurotatoria, Philodinida, Philodinidae. The record is from the annotation of a GenBank genome assembly.
AUGAGCGGUGGUCUUUGGUUUGAGGACAAAAGUGCAGUUGCUGGCCUAGUGGCCGGAUUCUUAGGCGGCUUAACUCUUGGUUGGUUAUUUAGCUCCUCCGUAUUUGUCAAUAAUAGUGUCCGGGUAGUAUCUAACGCAUUUGACAUUGGAAAAGAUGAACGAGAAGACGAAAAGAAUUAUGAACCUGGCUUUUCGGAUGCCGAUGAAGAAUACAAACUUGUCCUUGUAGUGAGAAAUGACUUGAAAAUGGGUAAAGGCAAAGUUGCUGCUCAGUGUUCUCAUGCAACAUUGGGAUGUUUUCAAAAAGCUUGUGAUCAAACACCAGAUGCUGUUGAUACAUGGUAUAGUAUGGGACAACCGAAGAUAGUUGUCAAAUGCGACAGCGACGCUGAACUUGAAGAUCUUCGUUUACAAGCAAAAGGACGAGGUUUAACAACCUGUUUGAUUCGAGACGCAGGACGAACACAAAUUCAACCUGGAAGCAAAACAGUUCUCGGCAUCGGUCCGGAUAUGAGUGACUCUGCAACUCUUCCUGUUUCCACUCAGGCAGUAAAACCUGCUGUUUUGAAUUAUUCCAGUAAAUAUAUCAAAUUAAAUGUUGGUAAUUCUUUAUAUUUAACAAGUUUUGAUACGUUAACAAAACAAGACAACAUGUUAAGAGCUAUGUUUAGUGGCCGUAUGGAAGUUGUACAAGAUAGCGAAGGUUGGGUAUUGAUUGAUAGAGAUGGCAAACAUUUUGGUUUAUUAUUAAAUUAUCUACGUGAUGGAACCAUUAUAUUACCGGAAUGUACACAAACAUUAAAUGAACUACUGAAUGAAGCAAAAUUUUAUUGUAUGCAACCGUUACAAGAUUUAAUUGAACAACAAAUGAAAACUCGUCAUAAAAAAUUUGCUGAUACGGAUACAAUAAAUGCUUGUUGUAAAGUAAUCAUGUUAACAUCAGCGAAAGAAUUACCAAAUUUAAUUAAUACAAUUCGAAAACCGAUAGUAAAAUUAAUGGUUAACAGACACAACAAUAAAUAUUCUUAUACAAGUACAUCAGAUGAAAUGUUAAUGAAAAACAUUGAAUUAUUUGAUAAAUUAAGUAUACGUUUGCACAACAGAAUAUUAUUCGUCAAAGAUGUAACCGGAAGUGAGGAAAUAUGUUGUUGGAGUUUCUAUGGUAAUGGCCAAAAAGUAGCAGAAGUUUGUUGUACAUCAAUUGUUUAUGCAACAGAACGAAAACAAAACAAAGUUGAAUUUUUUGAAGCCAGAGUCUAUGAAGAAACGUUGAAUAUAUUAUUAUAUGAAAAUCGUAAUACACCAGACGAUCAAAUACGAGCAACAUCUCCACGUCAUGCUGCUGCUGCAUCUACAGACGAUGAUUUAGAUGAUAAUCGACCAAGAAAACGUUAA